AUGUCCAUUCCGUUUAUAUCAUUAUUUCCUACAUUAACAGAAUUGUAUCAAGAACCAUGUUUAAUACAAAACCCUUUCUUCACUGUGGUGGAUAUGGAUUGUUGGCCAUGCAGUUCAGUGAACAACAUUGGUGAGAUUUUCAAUCCACUACCAGUCCAUAAACAACAAAAUGCUCCAUUUAUUUAUAAGACUGAGCAUUCAAGAAUGAGCAUUGAAGAUUUUAGAAAUCUUUACAUAAAAAAUAAAAUGUUAUUUGAUAAAGAGAGUCCAAAAGUACUUGUUAAUAACAAAAACUAUUUAACCCCACAAAAUGUAUUUUAUGUAGAAAACUUACAAGAAAAUCUGUAUGUUUGGAAAUUGAAUAACUUUAAUGUAGCAAGGAUAUUAAGACAGAUAAUCCCAAGACCUAAGGUUGUACCAAAGUUUGGUCAAAGCACAGAAAGAUUCAUUAUAAUUGAUUCAAAACAUGACAUGUUUCGUAUACCAGAUACAGAAUGUAACUUUGCUUUUAUAUUAGUAUUAAGUGGAACAAGAAUAAUUGAUUUACAACCUGCAGAUGAAUGCAAACAUCAAUGUAAAUCGUUCAAAAUGGAAUUAAAAGAGUCCUAUUUAUUAUGGUACAACUGGUGGUACUGGAGACCUGUAGUUCAACAAUCAUCGAGUAAUGAAACAUUUAUAGCUCAUGUUGGCUCAUAUUGU
Messenger RNA from Brenthis ino (lesser marbled fritillary), 699 nucleotides. The record is from the annotation of a GenBank genome assembly. Lineage: Eukaryota; Metazoa; Arthropoda; Insecta; Lepidoptera; Nymphalidae.